AUGUCGACUGCUCCCUCUAAGCGUAAGACCCGAGAUGGGUCUGAAGAUGCAGCUCCAGCUCGCAAGAAGACAAACCGCAAAGCAGACAAAGCAGACCAGCAACCUCAAUUCGUGGAUUUCGGCAACGGAGGUGAUGAAAAGAAGUCCAAGCCAGCACGCAAAUACAAGGACAAGUUCGCUCCUCGCCCGGAAAAGGAAUACCCCUCGAUCAACGACCUCAAAAAGCGCAUUCGUGAUGUGAAGCGACUGCUCAACAAGCAAGACCUCUCUGCCGAUGCUCGCAUCUUGCAGGAACGUGCGCUUGCCGGAUAUGAAAAUGACCUUGAAGAGGAAACGAAGCGCCGUGAAAGAUCAGCGCUGAUCUCGAAAUACCACUUUGUUCGCUUCUUGGACCGCAAAGCCGCAACCAAAGAACUAUCCCGCCUCACCCGUCGUCAGAAAGCAGAAGACGUGGACCCGAAAGAAAAAGCUCGUCUUGAGAAGAAAAUCAAGAAUUGCCAAGUCAACCUCAACUACACAAUCUACUACCCUCUCACCGAAAAGUACCUCUCAAUCUACCCCAAGUCCAACGGGAAAGCCGAGAAGGCAGGCUCAGGAUCGGAGGGCGAGGCCUCAAAGAAGGAGACCGAGGCGAAACAAGCCAAACCCCCACUAUGGGCCGUUGUUGUGAAGUGCAUGGAGGAUGAGACCCUGGACCUCCUCCGCGAAGGAAAGUUGAACAUCAAUUUCAACGGCGAGAAGAUCCCAGAAAUCUCCAGCAAAGCUCCUACCAAAGAUACCAAUGAAAAGAGCAAAAAGAAGGAGCACCAGAAAGAUUCUAAGUCUGGUGCUCAAAAGGACAAGUCGGCUAAACGUGACAAGCACGGUGGCAAGAACGACAAGUCGGCACGCAAGGCAGACUCCAAGCAUGCUGCACCACAGCCCACCGUGGAUGAGGAUGACGAGAGCGAUGGUGGAUUCUUCGAGUAA
Molecule: messenger RNA, 969 nt
Organism: Penicillium brevicompactum
Lineage: Eukaryota; Fungi; Ascomycota; Eurotiomycetes; Eurotiales; Aspergillaceae
Product: Efg1 domain-containing protein
Exons: 2
Coding region: 1-969 (322 amino acids)
Biological process (GO): maturation of SSU-rRNA from tricistronic rRNA transcript (SSU-rRNA, 5.8S rRNA, LSU-rRNA)
Cellular component (GO): preribosome, small subunit precursor; nucleolus
Source: RefSeq, a predicted model, not a curated record